Molecule: messenger RNA, 1329 nt
Organism: Papaver somniferum (opium poppy)
Lineage: Eukaryota; Viridiplantae; Streptophyta; Magnoliopsida; Ranunculales; Papaveraceae
Product: putative F-box protein At1g33530
Exons: 1
Coding region: 1-1329 (442 amino acids)
Molecular function (GO): protein binding
Source: RefSeq, a predicted model, not a curated record
AUGAAUGUUAUUGUUCCGUGCAUGAGGUGGGUUCCAAUCUGCUGGAGAGACCUACUUGGAUUCUUUUACAAAAACAAUGAAGGUGUUGAUGAUCCUCUCUCCGAUAUCUCUACUAUUAAUAACUCCCCCCCUACAGUUAUUGAGUCAGUCUGUGAUCCUCUAAUAGAGGACGACCCUCUUCAUAUUCUUGUUCCCGAUGAUAACCCUCUUAACAAACUCUAUGUUGAUCUCCCUGAUUCUAUAGUCGAAGAUAUACUUAGUAGACUUCCAGCAAAGUGCAUAUUUCAAUGCCAGCUUCUUUCUAAAGCUUUACAUGCCUUAACCAAAACUUCAAAUUUUACUCAAAUGCAACUGAAUCGAUCUAAUUCGGUGACAGUCGUGCAGCGCUUUCCUGACUUUGAUAGUGAAUAUGGUUUUAUCAAGCUUUAUUUUAUUGACGAGGAAUAUCAUAAUAUUGAGACAAAAACACUUGAUCUUCCCUCCUCUUAUAAGCGCAAGGAUAAUCGUAUAUCAAUUGUUGGUUCACAUGAUGGAAUUCUUUUAUUUACGAAUUUUUACCCGUGGGAGGAACCUGUCUGUUAUUAUCUGUGGAAUCCUGUUACAAAUGAGAAAUUGACUUGGUGUUUAGCCUUUCGUGUUAUUAGUUAUGUGUGUGGGUUUUAUUUUUGUUCCUUGAGAAGGGAGUAUGUGUUGCUUUUGGUUUACAAGGUAGGUGCCCGGUAUGAGUUCAAAGUCCUUACCAUUAAAACUGAAGCAAGGAAAGAUGUUGGCAGUUUCUCCUACCCCCCAUCUCGUGGUAGACCUCCUGUAAUUAUAAACAAGACCCUAUAUUGGAUGGUUGAUCAGGUCCUAUAUAAACGUGUACAUGGUGAUUGGCCUUGUUACUCACAUUUGAUUGUGUCAUUUGAAAUGGAAACUGAGAAGUUUAUAGCACUGGCUCAUAGUGGACGCAUAGGUAAGUCGGUGUAUGAGAACAUGUCGCUACAUUUAUUUGAGCUUGAAGGAGCAUUAUGCAUAUGUGAUCCUAUUUCAUCGACCGAACUUGAGUUAUCAGUAUUAAACCACAAAACUAAAUGUUGGGUAAAGAGGCACACUGUGAUUCUUCCAAUGUGUGGCAUAGAUAAAUUCAGCGAAUUUUGGAGGAAUAAGAAUGACACAGAAGCUAUUUGUUACAAGAAAAGUGAGUUGUUGGUGAGACAAAAGAAUAGAUUAUACGCUUACAAUCUUCAUUCAGGUACGUACAGGAUUGUUGAGAUGGGGUUUGUGGAUCAUCCCUUUCAAGCAACAAUGCAUGUCAACAGUCUUGUUCCAUUGUUAACGAUUGGAUAA